Molecule: messenger RNA, 342 nt
Organism: Cylindrotheca closterium
Lineage: Eukaryota; Bacillariophyta; Bacillariophyceae; Bacillariales; Bacillariaceae
Source: the annotation of a GenBank genome assembly
AUGAUCAGGCCACCUUCAUCUGAUAGACAUUAUGAUGUGAUGACGUUUCUUAUCAUGAUGGUUUCAGCUGUGAUGUUUCGUGCUAUGAGGAUUGGCUGCUUCAGCCAGCCAUUUCUCGCUGAGCUAACACUGCAGUCAGCAUUGCUUUCAACAGAGCCAUAUGCUUCAUCGCUUCACCUUCCGACUUCUGGUGGUGCUACAAAAAAAAACAUGAUAGGAGAUGAUGCCGCUGCCACGACCAGGAGCACUGAUGACGAAGAACCACAAAUAAAGGCAGAAGAAUCACUGCAGCCUCUCAUUGGGACGAGCAGCCAAUUUGAAAAACUCCAGGGUUGGGGUUAG